AUUUGAUCAAGCAUCAAUUGACGUUUGGACACAAACCGGCAUUUGCGUGUUCGUAUUAUUAUUGUUGUUGUUAUUGUUGAAAUGAAUACGUCUCGGUUUCUUUCCAAGUGCCUCUUUGGUACAUCACAUUUUGCAACACGAUCUGUCGGGGCGCAUGCACCCUGGACAUCACGACUGAUCCGUCUACAAUACUAUUCUUCGAGAGCCUUACCGAAGAUAGCUCAAUCCUCGACAUGGACAUUGUUCGUUCCCAAGUACCUUCGAAAUCGUUCCCGGGAUGCGAAAGUGCAGGCUUCCAAAUCCAAGGAAUGGAACCCGGCGAGCUUCUUUAUUAUAAUAUUCAUCCUGAUUGGAUCGCAAGCCAUUCGAAUGAUUGCUUUGAAGAACGACUAUGCAGCAUAUACUAGAACAACGGAUGCGAAGAUCGAGCUUCUGAGAGAGGUAAUUGAAAAGAUUAGAAGAGGAGAGGAUGUGAAUGUUGAAAAAUUACUGGGAACUGGCGAUGAAACUAAGGAAAGAGAGUGGGAAGAAGUUCUUCGAGAGAUCGAGGCUGAAGAUUCACUAUGGCACCGGAAGACCACAGGGCCGGAAUCUGAUCAAGAGUCGAAUUCAGUGAAGACGAAGAAUGCUACAUCUUCCGUGGGAAACACGAAAAACGAACCACAGAAGACAAAUCAUCCUCGGACUGCGAAUUUCUUCUAAAAAUAUUGUCCAUGUCAAAACCUAUAUGUUCCCUACAUUUGCCAUAUAUCUGCAGCUCCACGCAGAGAAUCUCUGACAUAGCCAUCAUCUCGACCAUGCAUCCUACCUGAAAAGGACAACAAGCACUCUUGAGUAAGCAAAAGAAGUGUUCUUGUCUUACAGUACGUGUUAUAAGACUAUUCUCUUCCUCUUUUCUCUUUGUUGUGUGUCAUUCAAAGAUGGCCUAUUGACGAAUCGUGCAUUUCGUUCACAUAUUGCCAUGCAAGUUAAAAUGGGUUACCAAGGUGCCAAAAGUGACUUCUUUUUCAUGAUGGUCAUUACUGUUCCUUUUUGACUCUAUUCGUGGGUCUUAUAAUAUCGGUAAAUACUCAUGCCAGACUGUACAUAGCAUGACUGUUUCCCCUCUCGUAUACACUUAAAUUCGAUACACUACAUAUAAUGAAUGCCAUUCC
Molecule: messenger RNA, 1154 nt
Organism: Monascus purpureus
Lineage: Eukaryota; Fungi; Ascomycota; Eurotiomycetes; Eurotiales; Aspergillaceae
Source: the annotation of a GenBank genome assembly